ACACCAGCACAAGCAAAACAUACAUAGAGCAGCAGACCAGCAGCUCGACGAUCUACUAUAGCUAGCUAGAAAGCAUAUAUUAGAUCCAAUUAAUGGCAAAAUCCGCACAGGCAUCAGCUGCGCUGCUCAUCGCCGUGUUGGCGACCCUCGCCAUGAUGGAGAGCGCCCACGCCAUCUGCGGCAUGGCAAACGAGGACUUCAAGCUGUGCCAGCCUGCGGCAGCGGCCAACGACCCGACGGACAGCCCGUCGGCGGAGUGCUGCGCCGCGCUGGGUAAGGCUGACCUCGGGUGCAUCUGCCGCUACAAGGGUGUCGCCGGCAUAUGGAUGAGGAUCUACCACAUCGACCCCAGCCGCGCCAUGGCGCUGCCGGGCAAAUGCGGCCUCACAAUGCCAAGCAACUGCUCCUGAUGCGCGUGAUGCCGUGAUUGACGUGCUGGCCCCUGGCCGGAAACAAGUUGUGUGUGUAUUCUCGUACGUAUAUAUAUGUUAUGGGUAGCUAAAUAAGUGGAGCUCGAGAUGAUGAAAUGCCCUGUGCUCCUUGAUGGCUGCUUCAUCUAGCUAGUUUUGGUUUGAGUGUGUGAUUGUGUGCGUGCGCGUGUGUGCUGAAAGCUCAACGUGUACCUUAUUAUAGGGAAAGAUCUAUGGAAUACAAAAUAUGGAUCGGAUA
Zea mays is the source of this 669-nucleotide messenger RNA. Its product is annotated as PVR3-like protein. The transcript has a single exon. The record is from RefSeq and is marked validated. The coding region runs from base 93 to 410 and encodes 105 amino acids. NCBI's taxonomy places the organism in Eukaryota, Viridiplantae, Streptophyta, Magnoliopsida, Poales, Poaceae. Gene Ontology annotation, molecular function: fatty acid binding. Gene Ontology annotation, biological process: systemic acquired resistance.